Molecule: messenger RNA, 1260 nt
Organism: Dentiscutata erythropus
Lineage: Eukaryota; Fungi; Glomeromycota; Glomeromycetes; Diversisporales; Gigasporaceae
Source: the annotation of a GenBank genome assembly
AUGAAAUCAACAUUUUUCACCGGUUCAUUAUUCUUAAUUACCAUUUUCCUGACCGCCUUCAUUUCGCAUAUACCUAUCGUAUUAGGACAAUGUGUGGAUUUUCAAACCAUUAUUGAUUGUAAAUUCGCAACACUGUCAAAUUGUCAAAUUAUUAAAGAAUCGAAGCAAAAAUAUCCCAAAAUAUUAAUAAAUAACUUGAAAGGUAUAUUUAAAAAUGGAAAAAGCUUUCUUACAACAAAUAAUACCUCCUCAAAAAAUGAAAGUGAAAAUGAACCUCCUUCAGCUUCCUCUCAAAAUAUGAUCCAAUUGAGUUUCUCUUGUGAUCUAAAUGAUACAAAUACCUGUAAUGCUGGCCCAUCAAGACUUAUUCCGUUACAAGACAGCGAUGGUGUCACACGAUUGUACUCUCAAGCUCUUGCGAAACAAUUUCAAUUUGAUUCACAUCCAGAAUUUGCACCAUUCGAUAUCCUUGCAUCCUUCACUUCUGUAGGCAACGUAUUUUGGUUCCGAGAUGAUCCGUCACCACCAACUAAUACGCAAGUGGAUUUUGAAUUAGUUGUUACUCACGAAUUGAUGCAUGGUUUAGGUUUUUUGUCAAGUUGGAAUGAUUUUUUCAUACCUUAUAUAUCAAAUGGAUUAACACCAUUCCCGAGCUUUAUUUUGAGUACAGAGGGACCUGAUGUUCCUCCUAAAAAUGGUACAAUAACAUUCACAGGAUUUCAAGAAACAGCAUUUGAUAGAUAUUUGGUGUUAACAAACGGAACAUCUUUAUCGACAGUUACUUCCAAUAUUAAUCAAUUUGCUGGUGGACCCAAUGCUGGUACUAAAUUUGAUAAUAAAACAGCUUUCGUCAACGCAUUUAAAUCUUCUCCACAAUUUUCAUUUGCGGCAGAUAUAUUUAAUAAAGCAUCUACAGCAUCUUCGAUGGCAUUUAUGACACAUGAUGCCAAAACUGUAAAUGAUGCAUGUUUGCUUGAAACUAGUCUUGAACCAUACCUUUCUGGAUCAAGUAUUUCACAUACGGAUUUUUCUACAUUUUCUAAUUCUACUGACUUCUUAAUGAUAUGGAAAGCUCCACGUGGUGUAACUCUUGAUCAAUUAACUAAAGCUAAUGCCACCAAUCAAAUAGGUGUUAUUGGACCACAAGUUAUAAAGAUUUUAGAAACUUUGGGAUAUAAAACUGCCAAUAAUCCUAAUCCUUAUAAACCAAAUGCUCCAUCUUUAGAUCAAAAUAAUAAUAACCAAUGGCAAAAAAAAUAG